This is a messenger RNA of Otolemur garnettii (small-eared galago), 2663 nucleotides long. It is a transcript of the gene KCNMB2, whose product is annotated as potassium calcium-activated channel subfamily M regulatory beta subunit 2. Gene Ontology annotation, biological process: potassium ion transport; detection of calcium ion. Gene Ontology annotation, cellular component: voltage-gated potassium channel complex; membrane. The transcript has 5 exons. The coding region runs from base 481 to 1188 and encodes 235 amino acids. The record is from RefSeq and is a predicted model, not a curated record. Gene Ontology annotation, molecular function: calcium-activated potassium channel activity; potassium channel regulator activity. Lineage: Eukaryota; Metazoa; Chordata; Mammalia; Primates; Galagidae.
GAAUUCGAAAGCAGUGCGAAGCGAUGUCGGACCUAUCACAGCAUUGCUAACAGACAGCCUAUUACAGUAUUUAAUAAAAACAGAAACAGCAUGCCUGUCAUAGGCUAAUCGAUCCUGCCUCCUGCACGCUUUAAAAACAGUAUGAAGCAGGCUUCUCGGAGCUUCAGAGAACUAAUUUCGAGCCUGGCUGUCUAGCGUGCCGUCACUCCUAUUGUCCUUCCAAACUCUUUCAGACAUUUUGAGCAGGGAGUAUUAAAGCUAUGAGUUAAACAGGGCUGUGACAUUAAUGGUCCACAAAGGCUUUGGGCACGAGAGGUAACGAUGAUUACCGGUGGCUCUUUGGAGGACUGCGCUGGAUCGCUGUCAUGAAACAUUAAGCGUGGCUUUUGAGGAAGAUGUGACAACUGCCGGAGGUCUUUUCGCCAUUCCUCCAGGACCUCCACUGUAAGGAAAGGAGCCCCUGGACCAACAUCCCCUAAGAUGUUUAUAUGGACCAGUGGCCGGACCUCUUCAUCUUACAGACAUGACGAGAAAAGAAAUAUUUACCAAAAAAUCAGGGACCACGACCUCUUGGACAAAAGGAAAACAGUCACAGCGCUGAAGGCCGGAGAAGACCGGGCCAUCCUCCUGGGGCUGGCCAUGAUGGCGUGCUCCAUCAUGAUGUACUUCCUGCUGGGCAUCACACUCCUUCGGUCCUACAUGCAGAGCGUGUGGACAGAAGAGUCUCAGUGCACCUUGCUGAAUGCAUCCAUCACAGAGACAUUCAACUGUUCCUUCAGCUGUGGUCCAGACUGCUGGAAACUCUCCCAGUACCCCUGCCUCCAGGUGUAUGUUAACCUGACUUCUUCUGGGGAAAAGCUCCUCCUCUACCACACUGAGGAGACAAUGAAAAUCAAUCAAAAGUGCUCCUACAUACCUAAAUGUGGAAAAAACUUUGAAGAAUCCAUGUCUCUGGUGAACGUUGUCAUGGAAAACUUCAAGAAGUACCAACACUUCGCCUGCUACUCGGACCCAGAAGGAAACCAGAAGAGUGUCAUCCUAACCAAACUCUACAGUUCCAACGUGCUGUUCCACUCGCUCUUCUGGCCCACCUGUAUGAUGGCGGGGGGCGUGGCCAUCGUUGCCAUGGUGAAACUCACUCAGUACCUCUCUCUGCUCUGUGAGAGGAUCCAACGGAUCAAUAGAUAAAGCAAAACCGGACGACAUUAUUUCCUUUAAAGCUCAAAUACUGUUUUCUUUCAUUCUUCACCAAAGAACCUUAAGUUUGUAAUGUGCAGUCUGUUAUGAGUUCCUUAAUCUAUUCUUAUACGUAGAGCAAUAAUGCAAAAGCUGUUCUAUAUGCAAACAUGACGUCUUUGUCAUUCAGGAGAAGUCACUGUUUUGUGUGGGUUGGUUGUUUUCAUUAUCUUCUUUCAGUGCUGGAACUAGUACUUCCGUCUCUCAUUCCGCCAAAAUAGGGCUCAGUUACCCAUUUGCCAAGCUUUCUGGAAGAAUGUCGAUGAUAUCAAUGUGAUAAAGUCUGUAUUCUAAGUUGUCAGAUCUCUUGAAGACAAUAUUUUCUAUCAUUCAUUGUUUACUAAAGCUACAGCCAAAAAUAUUUUUUUCUUUUCUUAUUCUGAACUGAGCCCGAUAGCAAGUGAAGGGACCAGAUUUCCUAAUUAAAGGGUGUUAAGCAUUUUUCUUAUAUUUUUACCAUAUUACUGUAAAAAAAGGAAAUAGGAGAAACCCAGCCAGCUAGUUUUCUUUCAUUACUUUUUAUUCAUAACCUUAGAUUUUUUUAACUAAUUUCCAAAAAAUAAACUGUUUUUCAUCAGCCAGUUCUCUAUUAUCUUCCUGUCAUUUAAGCACACAAUGAACAGAGCCCUUUUCCAGUUAAGACCCUGCUACUGUGUAAAGAAAUGAUAUUUCGGAGGAGUUUCGUUUCCUAUGACUGACGGAACGUUGGUGAGUGUUCCCUCAUAAUCCAGGAAACCCAUCACUAAGGAUGUGUGUGGAAAUCCUUAUUUCAUGUCACCUGAACUGUUAGAUGCUAAAAUCAAGAUGCUACUUGCUGGUAAAGACUGGUGGACUUGUUUCAAUGGGUCGAUCUGUUGUGGCAAAUUAACAUAUUGGAAUAUUCCUCUUUGGGAAUUUCGUUUAAGUUAAUGGAUGCGUAGUCUCUCCUUCUGACAAGUGUUUCCUAUUGAGAUUUUAAAGCUACAUGCACAGAAUAUUUGUCUUCUCUACAUGUUUUAUUUUUCUAUUUACAAUUCUUUUUUGUUGUUGUUAUAUUUUAUACACAAAAUAGACCUUUUUUCUAACACAUAUUUGAACUGAAUAACAGAUUUAAAGGAAGACUUUGUUCACAUUGCUAUUUAUUGUGUUUGGGGGAAGCGAGGGAUUGGUUUUAAAUAAAAACAUUCCAUCUUUUAUUUAAUAUCAAUAGCAAAAGAAGACAAACAUCUACCUUUCUCAUCUAUAUUUAAGUACCUUUUUGUAAUGUAGUAUCAAAGUUUUUUAGGUAUCGCGAAAUUUUACAAAUCACUUGUGGAAUGAAUGGCUAACCUAAUCUGAUGAAGUGGAAAUGAUCCUGCAAUAUUGUAAUUCAUAGUUCGACUUUUCAUAAGCAAAUAAAUCCCUAGGGUGUCAGGUCUUCUGAUGUGUAAUUAAAAUUUUUUAAAUAA